Labrus bergylta (ballan wrasse) is the source of this 2824-nucleotide messenger RNA. Lineage: Eukaryota; Metazoa; Chordata; Actinopteri; Labriformes; Labridae. The record is from RefSeq and is a predicted model, not a curated record.
AUCCUGGUCUAUGAGGGAGAGAUGGAGCGAGCUCAGGGUCAGCUGGAGGCCGAGAUGCAGAACCUGGAGGAGGAGAAGAACCGCGUGAUCGAGGAGGCGUUCAUCAGAGCCGAGAGCGAGAUGAAGGCGGUCCACGAGAACCUGGCAGGAGUGCGGAUGAACCUGCUGAGCCUGCAGCCGGCCCUCAGGACUCUCACCUCCGACUACAACUGUCUGAAGAGGCAGGUGCAGGACUUCCCCUUCAUGCUGGACAAAGCGAUCACAGAGGCCAAGCGAGAGAUCUGUCAGGUGAUCAGUGAGGUGAGCAGCACUAACCAGGAGCUUCUGCGGAAAUACAAGCGAGAGAUGAACCUGAGGAAGAAGUGUCACAACGAGCUGGUGCGACUCAAAGGUAACAUCCGUGUUUUCUGCCGUGUCCGGCCGGUCAGUCAGGAGGAGCAGGACUCCGCCGACUCCAAAACAAUGCUGAGCUUUGACUCUGAAGACGACGCCAUCCUCUACCUCUCCAACAAGGGCAAAACCAUGACAUUCGAGCUGGACAAAGUGUUCUCUCCUCAGGCCACUCAGGAAGAGGUGUUUCAGGAGGUCCAGUCUCUAGUCACUUCCUGUAUCGACGGCUUCAACGUCUGCAUCUUCGCCUACGGACAGACCGGUUCGGGGAAAACGUACACCAUGGAGGGCGUGUUGGACGACCCCGGCAUCAACCAGCGAGCGCUCCGCCUCCUCUUCUCUGAGGUGACGGAGAAAGCUCCAGACUGGGACUACAAGAUCACCGUCAGCAUGGUGGAGAUCUACAACGAGACGCUGCGGAACCUGCUGGGAGAGAAUCCCACCGACAAGCUGGACAUUAAGAUGAACCCUGACGGCAGCGGACAGCUCUACGUCCCCGGACUGACCGAGUUCGUUGUGCAGAGCCCGGAGGACAUCAAUAAGGUGUUUGAGUUGGGUCAUAUGAACAGAGCAACAGCGUGCACCAACCUAAACGAGCACAGCUCUCGCUCUCACGCUCUGCUCAUCAUCACCGUGUCUGGAUUCAAUGCUUCGACUGGAAACCGCACACAAGGUAAGUUGAACCUGGUGGACCUGGCAGGCUCAGAGAGGAUCGCUAAAUCAGGGGCGGAGGGCAGUCGCCUCAGAGAAGCCCAGUGCAUCAACAAAUCUCUGUCGGCUCUUGGUGAUGUCAUCAACGCGCUGCGGGGCAAACACUCCCAUGUCCCGUUUAGAAACUCCCGCCUCACCUACCUGCUGCAAGACUCUCUGAACGGAGACAGCAAGACCCUCAUGAUGGUGCAGGUGUCUCCCCUUCCUAACAACAUGAGCGAGUCGGUCUGCUCGCUCAAGUUUGCUCAGCGUGUUCGAAGCGUCGAGUUGAGUCUCUCCUCCUCGUUCUCUAGAAGACACGAGAACUCGUCCACCUCGUCCUCGCCAACACACGAUAGCGUUGAGCUGGACUCCCCCCCGGUGACCCCCGUCCCCCUCCCUAUCUCUCGCGCAAGCAGCGCGGGCUCCACCCUCUCCUCCGCCUCCAGAACUCCCAGUAUAUCCCGGAGGAGGUCCCAGUCCCAGCUCUCCACAGACAGACAGGUAGACAGAGCCAGCCCAUUGGUUGGGGACGGUGGGCAGGACGACUGAAGCUGACAGCCUGAGAGAGACGGAGACGCCCACAGGGUGCCUGCCAACACCCUGAGGCGUCUUCCUGCUGGGACAUCAACGACUGCAAUCUGCCCUCACUGGAUUCAUCCCGCUCCUCGACCUCCGACAGGAGCAGGAUGAAGAAGAAGAAGCAAAGACUCAUGGGAACUUAACAGGCGAAUAUCAGACUCUUAUCUCUGCGGAGUGGCCAAACAUUCUGAUUUCUGAAGCUUUCUUUCUGAGGCCGAUGACGGACUUUUAAAAGACUCGACCGCUGAAGCCCAAACGUUCACAAGCUCCUCCCACCUGGACAGAAAUCCUCCUCGCAGAGUCUCUCUAACAGUAUACACUUUCCAAUCACAGUAUUUCUUUUUAUUGUUUCUUUGUAAAGUUGCACUUUAACCUUCUAGAUUAUUUUCUAACCCACAGCUCCAGAUGUGGUCGAUUCUAAUAUAUGCAUAAAAUGGUUCUAUAUUUAUGUUUGACAUGCUUUAACUUUGUAGCACGUUUUAUUUAGAGUUUACUCCUUUUUUUUUCUUUUUUUUUUUUGUCGAGGAUGCACACCACCUGAACAUUUCUUCUGACGUUUAAUUGGAUGAUUUCUCGCUGAAAUCUCGGUAGCUUCAGAUUAAAUUAAUUCUAUCCCCCCAUGUUGUGUCAUUUUCCAACCGAGGCUGUCUGUGUCCUCGCGGUCCCCCUUGAACCAAUCAGGGUACGCCACUUGAUACCAAGCUGUCCAAUGAGACGCGAGCAAUACGAGGAAACCUCCCGUGUACAUGAUUGUUGUUUUCCUCUCCUCUUCCUGUGGAUUGUUUGUUUUUUCCGAUGCUGAUAGAGCGUCGUCUUUUCUUCAGAGACGCUCGUAUCUUCUCCUCGGUGUUUCUCCUGCUGUCGUCCAGUCACCUCUGUGAAGAAAAAAUAAACUGCUUUAAAAAUACACCACAGGUGACCUCUGACCUCUGACAGAAGCGAAGACCUGUAGCUGAUGACCUGGUGCUGAGUGUGACCUGAAGCAGGUGGAGCUGAUAGUUAGCUGUAGUCGUAGUAACAGGAAUGCUUAAAAGGCGAUGAGCUGCUGUGUGUUGUUGACCUGAUGAUCAAAUCGUCUGCUUGCUUCGUGUCGCUGUAGAUUUCUACAGUUAGUUUUUUUUGUAUUCCCUUUUUAAUAAACAAUCUGAAAGAUAAAAACGUG